Messenger RNA from Drosophila eugracilis, 1677 nucleotides. Its product is annotated as nucleolar complex protein 4 homolog B. NCBI's taxonomy places the organism in Eukaryota, Metazoa, Arthropoda, Insecta, Diptera, Drosophilidae. The transcript is spliced from 4 exons. Gene Ontology annotation, cellular component: Noc4p-Nop14p complex; nucleolus; small-subunit processome. The coding region runs from base 115 to 1608 and encodes 497 amino acids. Gene Ontology annotation, biological process: ribosome biogenesis. The record is from RefSeq and is a predicted model, not a curated record.
UGAAAUAGAGGUUUCAGUGAUCAGGCAACUUCCUAAGAGCACGCCGCGUGUUUUUAGUUUAUUUUGUUUAGUUUUUUAAUUAAAUUGUAUUAAACCACAUCUAAUCUGUUUAAAAUGAAGCGUUUGGCUCCGAAAAGGGAUGAAAACAUGGACCAGCUCGUUAGCAAAAGGCAACUACAAUUCAUGGGCAAUGCCCUGCUCAAUGCCGAGAAUGUGAACCCCAAGAUGCUCAAUAAUUUUGUUGAAUUACUGGAUUCAUCCGAUUCCCGAGUGCCAGCUGGCGAAGUGAUGAAUACGCUUGAGGUGAUAUUCAAGAACUUGCUAAAACGACAGACCGCAGAGGCCAACGAAAAACAGAGCCAACAAAUCAUACAAUUAUACGAGAAAACUUGGUCGUCGCUCAUAGGGAAUCUUCUAGAGGAUUCCCAGUGUGCAGUGGCUUUAAAAGUGUGCAUGCAAUUGAUUAAAGUGGAAGCCAAACAUCCAAUUGGACCCAAGAAAGGUUGGCCCACCCAUAGAAUACAGCAAAUACUUGAAACAUUCUUGAAUGCCGAUGAGACGCCAACGAAUUCAUUAACAAACUAUGGAAAAUAUUGCAAAAAUCUAGAUGUUUUGGAGAUUACACUUAAGAAGCUAUCAGAUUUAGUGCCCAAGGAGAACUUUAAGGACAUACCCAUUAAGGCGAUGACAUUUCUGUCCAUUGUGAACCUUUUGGAUAUGGGAAAAUCGGUGUUAAACACUGCAGACUACCAUGUGGAAAGUGCAAAAAAUCAAAAAUUCAACCUCGAGCAAAAUGGUAAGAGACUGAGCAAUCUCUGGCUGAUUAUAAUGUCUAAGGGUAGCGAAGUGGAUGAGAAGCUGCAUCGCCAGAUACUUAUGGUUCUUCUGGAGCGCGUAAUCAAUCACCUAGAAGAUCCCAUCCAGCUGACUGACUUUCUUAUGGAUUCACUGCAUCAGUUUGAUGGACCCAUUGCUCUGUUGGCUCUCCAGGGAAUCUUCACGCUAAUGCAAAAGCAGAACAUCACCUAUCCAGAUGUUUACGAGAAGCUGUAUAAUAUGUUCUAUCCCCGGAUGUUCUUCAAUAAGUACAAGGCGCGCCUUUUUUAUCUGGCCGAUAUCUUCCUGACUUCCACCCAUUUGCCAGAGAACCUGGUGGCAGCGUUUGUGAAGCGUCUCGCUCGUUUGGCCCUUCAAUCUCCCACCGAAGAUGCUGUGAUUAUGAUUCGUUUCGUUUGUAAUCUGUUAUUAAGACACACGGGUCUGCAAAAAUUGAUUCGCGGCAGUAACGCGGCCGAUGAAAUCAGUGAUCCUUACAACGAAACGGAAACGGAUCCUGUGAAAUCAGAUGCCAUUAACAGUUCGCUUUGGGAGAUAACACUGUUGCAGAAACACGUUGUACCAGAGGUGGCAAAUGCUGCUCGGUUUAUAAACUCAUCGUUGCCCAUCAUGGAGUUCGAUUUGGCACCUCUUUUGGACAGAAAAGAGUGCAAUAUUUUCGACGAUGAAUUGCAGUCGAAGGCCAAGCAGUUUGCCCUGAACUACGAACGUCCCGCCAAUUUGGCUCUGCCCAAAAACGACUACGUGACCAAGUACUGGGAACUCAUCUAGAUAAGUGUUAUUAUGCUAAGUUUAAGCAGGAUUAAAGUGCUGCCUGUUAUGAGGCAGCUGAUGGGCCAA